Molecule: messenger RNA, 1821 nt
Organism: Sycon ciliatum
Lineage: Eukaryota; Metazoa; Porifera; Calcarea; Leucosolenida; Sycettidae
Product: betaine--homocysteine S-methyltransferase 1-like
Exons: 9
Coding region: 144-1334 (396 amino acids)
Biological process (GO): L-methionine salvage
Cellular component (GO): cytosol
Molecular function (GO): betaine-homocysteine S-methyltransferase activity; zinc ion binding
Source: RefSeq, a predicted model, not a curated record
UUUUGAUCGGUUUGUUUGUUCUGCACCAGGUUUGUCGCAGUCCGCCACGCAAAAGCCAGCAGCUCUCCUUUGUUCGAGUGUGUUGUUCGUGUAGCUUGUUUGGAAUCACUAGAACUAGAGACAGGUUGGAGUUAGCUGAUAGCAUGGCCGAGAAAAAGGGAAUUAUCCAACGUCUGGAGGAGGGUGUGGUGAUCGGUGAUGGUGGCUUUGUCUUUGAGCUGGAGAAGCGUGGCUUUUGCAAGGCAGGACCAUGGACACCGGAAGCUACCAUAGAGAACCCGGAAGCAGUGCGUGAGCUGCACCGUGAGUUCCUGCGCGCCGGUAGUGACGUGAUGCAGGCGUUCACGUUCUACGCCAGCGAUGACAAGCUGGAGAACCGUGCCAAUCAAGCAGCCAUCCAUGGGGGUCGCUCCGUAAACCAGGCUGCUUGUGAACUCGCCCGGGAGGUAGCCAACGAGGGAGAUGCCCUUGUCCUUGGUGGCCUGUCACAGACACCUGCAUACCUCAGCGGUCUCGGAGAGGAGGCAGUCAAGGCACAGUACAGAAAGCAACUGGAUGUCUUUGUCGACAACAAGGUUGACUUCUUGUUGGCCGAGUAUUUUGAAUAUCUGGAGGAGGCGGUGUGGGCGGUGGAGGUGCUGAAGGAGUCCAGUUUGCCCGUGGCUUGUAGCUUGGCUAUUGGACCCGAGGGUGACAUGGCCGGUGUUACUCCUGGUGACUGUGCUGUACGUCUUGUCAAAGCAGGUGCGGAGAUCGUGGGUGUGAACUGUCACUUUGACCCGUUCAAGUCCCUGGAGACUGUCCGGUUGAUGAUGGAGGGCAUCAAGGCAGCUGGACUGUCUUGCCACUACAUGUGCCAGCCACUUGGCUAUCACACCCCGGACGCUGGACGACAAGGGUUCAUUGACCUGCCAGAGUUCCCCUUUGCUCUGGAGCCACGCACGCUGACACGCUGGGACUGCCAUCGCUAUGCACGUGAUGCCUACAACCUGGGUGUCCGCUACAUUGGUGCAUGCUGCGGUAUGCAGCCGUACCAUGUACGCGCCAUCAGUGAGGAGCUGGAAGAGGAACGUGGAGGACUGACAGCGAAAGCCAGUGAGAAGCACGGAAAGUGGGGUGAUGGCCUUCGUCAGCACACCAAGCCAUGGGUUCGCGCUCGUGCCCAGCGUGACUAUUGGGAGACGUUGAAACCAGCAUCCGGCCGUCCCACCUGUCCCAGUACCUCCACCCCGGACAACUGGGGUGUAAAAGCCGGUGAUGAUGAUCUGAAGCAGAAGACGGCCGAGACCGCUGACGAGGAGUUGGCUGCACUGCAGGCCAAACAGAAGGCCUAGAUCAGGGCCCAGGCCAGGGGCGGCCGCGGCGAGUGCGAGGGUACUGGACCGUGACGUGCGUGUAUGGCGCACAGUCCAUCGCAGCUUACUACUCUCUAUCUUGUGCUCGUGUCAAGCGCUGCGGCGGUGGUCUGUGUGCUGGUGUGAUACGGGUUUCAGCCGUGCUCUCACUUUGCCACUCCGUCAUCCCGUGGAGCAUGCUCCAUCCCUUAGCUAGUGUCGUCAAUUUCUCAACAUGCUCUCCAGGGCGCAUUCCGAUUGUCACAUGAUUCACUGUCCUUUCUUUGCUCUUAGUUCUCCUUUGCUUUCUUAGUGUUGUAUUUGUAGCCUGGCAAACCUGAUGGAGUUUGGUGGAGCCAUGGAGGCGUUUCAAAAUAGUGUUCCGGUGUCAGGAAAUUUAUGAUACUGCCGCGGCGUGUGUGAUUUUCACCACUGCCAAUUGCUGAGGAUGCUAAUACAACGUAGACCAGCUUGCAACAUUCCGAAA